Messenger RNA from Closterium sp. NIES-65, 2277 nucleotides. Lineage: Eukaryota; Viridiplantae; Streptophyta; Zygnematophyceae; Desmidiales; Closteriaceae. The record is from the annotation of a GenBank genome assembly.
AUGGCUGAAACUGGAGCGGAGGGUAAUGCGAUUAGUAUCGGGGAUGACGGAAAGGAGCCGAAUGACGCAGAGGAGUCUAGAGAGACUAAAGACGCAAGAGACUUAGUGGAGAUUAAGAUCGUCGACGAUAAAGCAGGGGGGGUAGUAGGCGACGAGAAGCGGAAGGCGGCAGGGGGAAAGAAGCGGAAGAAGAAGCGCCUGGCGGGGCGGAAAUGGGCGGUGUUGCUUGUCGGGAUGCGGGGGGAGGCGGAGCUGCUACAGUGCACGAAGCAGGCCAUCAUGCGCCGCGUGUCGGUCCCCGCGCGCGAUCUCCGCUUAAACGGCCCGUUGCUGUCCUCCGCCGCCGCGAUUCUCGGCAGGGAGGGGUGCAUGAUGGUGAACCUGGAGCAUGUGAAGGCCAUCGUGUCAGCGCAACAGGUGCUGCUUUUCAACCCCUCCUCGCCGCCCGUUGCCGCCUUUGCCGCCCACCUGGAACGAGUGCUUGCCAUGGGGCCUGAACGGGCACAGACAGAGGUGCAGACGAAGAUGCAGGAGCAGGCACGGACUCACGAUCUUGUGGAAUCACACACGCGGGCAGAGGCGGAAGUGGGGAGGGAUGAGGCACAGGCACAGGCACGGACGCACGCUCACGGCGGGUCUGGAGGCUGUGAGAGGGGUGAAGAACCGGCUGACAGUGCUGACCUCCCGCGUGCAGAAGGUGAGAUAGGGAGGCAGAAGAGUAGCAAGGAGCUCACUCUAGAAGCAGUGGUGAGCCGGAAGCUGGAGGGGGGGUGUCUGGAGCUGGAGAGAGACGCGUAUGCGGCGCUGAAUGCGCUUGCCAGGGCUGUCAGCACGGCGGGUUUGGAGGCGGCGCGGGACGAGUUGGAGCAUCUGCGGGACAUGGCAGACCAUUACCUUUACCUCUACCUUCACACUGUGCGGGAUGAGUUGGAGCAUCUACUCGAUGACGACAGGGACAUGGCGGAUCUCUAUCUCACACGCCAGCUGCAAUGGCUCACUCUACCCGCCUCUCCCGCACACUCUCCCUCACACUCGCCCUCACACUCACCCUCACACUCUCCCUCACGCGCUCACCCACUCUCUCCUGCACAAUCUCCCUCUCCUGCACAUUCAUCCCAACACUCCUCCACACACUCUCCCCCACACUCUCCUUCAAACUUUCCAGCACACACUCCCACACACUCUCCAACACCCUCUCACUCACUCUCACGCUCACCUUCACAUUCCCCUCCACCUGACCUUUCUUCUCCUCCUCCCAAUUCCCUCUCUCCUCAUAUCCAGCCCGCUGCUGCUGGGCCUGCCUUUCCCCCUACCGUCUCUAGUCACAGGGGCUCCCUCACUCACUCCCCCACACACUCCCUCACGCACUCCCUCACUCACUCGCUCCCUUACUCGCUCACUCACUCGCUUUCCUUCCUCCCUGUCACCGGCCGAAGCUUCCGCAGCUCUGGCAGAGGCGCAUGGGGGGGAAUGGGGGGAACGCCGAGGGGGGGAAUGGGGGAGGGGUCGGGGAGCAGUGUGAGUUCGAGUGUGGUGAGUGUGGGAGGAGGGGAGGAUGUGGAGGAAUUGGAGAUGCUUUUAGAGGCGUAUUUCACGCAAGUGGACCGACUCCUGAAUGACUUGACAGCGCUCCAUGAGUACGUGGACGACACGGAGGACUAUGUGAACACGCAGCUGGACUACCGCAGGAACCAGCUGCAGGGGAUGCAGGUGCGUGGUGCUGAUGACGUGGCAGGAGUGACUGACGUGGCAGGAGUGACUGACGUGGCAGGAGUGACUGGCGUGGCAGGAGUGACUGGCGUGGCAGGAGUGACUGACGUGGCAGGAGUGUCUGACGUGGCAGGAGUGACUGGCGUGGCAGGAGUGACUGACGUGGCAGGAGUGACUGACGUGGCAGGAGUGACUGACGUGGCAGGAGUGACUGGCGUGGCAGCUCAUCCUGGGGUUGGGGACUUGGGUCAUGUCGUCAUGAUGAUUCUUGCCGCCUUUUUAUCAAACCUCCCAAAACCUCUGCGUCCCCUCCUCCCUCUUCCUAUAUUCCCUCCCAUGCUAUCUACCACCUCCUCCCCUCCCCACCUUCAGGUGCUGAUAACAGCAACAGGCACAGUCCUGUCUAUCACCAUUGUGAUCAUAGCAGCCUUCUCAAUGAACCUCCCCAACUUCCUCUUUGAGACGGACGGCCAGUUCCUCCCCGUGCUGCUGCCCCUGCUCAGCACUGGUGCCGCUCUUCUGGGUGGUUUCAUAUACUACACCUGGUAUUUCCAAAUAAUCACCUGA